Molecule: messenger RNA, 789 nt
Organism: Postia placenta MAD-698-R-SB12
Lineage: Eukaryota; Fungi; Basidiomycota; Agaricomycetes; Polyporales; Adustoporiaceae
Exons: 7
Coding region: 1-789 (262 amino acids)
Source: RefSeq, a predicted model, not a curated record
AUGUCCGGCUUGGCAGACUUUGAACGCGCCCUCCUCGAUGUUGCCAACGGCACUAUCAUUCCCACCAAUACUAUUACAGUAGGCGGCUUAUUGAUUCAGCUCCUUCAUCCUCGCGACGCCGUGCGGCAGGGAAGGAACAGCCUUCACAUGGCCAUGAAUAUCCUCGCUGCUCUUGUUCAAGAAGGGAUUCCUGUACCUGAUGUAUGGCUGAUUCGCAUGAGAGAUGAGCAUGCGUCGCUCACAACCACGGCGAACAAGUUAGACAACGCGUUAGGAGCAAAAGUUUGUUUCUGGUCGAAGGUUGCGAUGGUGAACACCAUCUCAAUUAGUAGACAAGCCCGUACCUUCGUCGGAAGGGCAGAGGAGUUCCGGUUCACAGUCCAGAAAACGUCGGAUUUGGCUAAAAGCCGACAGCUAGGCAACGGCCGCGACGCACCGCUCACUCAUCAUACGCUCAAUUCGAACUUGUCCCUCGUGUCAAAUUUCUCAACGAUAUCCAGAUCUGAAAUAAGGAGUGUUCAUGAGCAGGGUACAGUGGCCGUCAUGACUCGUAGUAGUAGACCCGCCUUCGAUACUUACAUGUCCUGGAUUAGCUCAGGAAUCGUGAGUGGUAGUGCUCGCCCAAGAUCAUCAACGAAUGACGCGUCGACUGAAUCCUUGUGCAUUAUACGCAAGGUCAAACAAGAUGGCUCUCUUCCAGAUCUAAGAACAGGGCAAGGGCUCCGUAUCUAUGGUAAUCCAAUCGCGGAUAUUAUCGUUGAACCCGACUUCAACCCGUGGCGGGAUUGA